AUGGCUGCCACAGCGGUGAAGGCCGUGGUGGAAGAGUGUGGGCGGCUCCCGCUACCACCAUCUGCAGAGAAAUCUCCUCCCUCGCUCCAGACGAACAUGGAGGGCAAGGCUGUUGGCUUCCUCAAAAACCUCGCGGGCAUGUCGCAAACGUAUACCAUACGGAAUGAGACCGCUUGCACUGUGAAAGUGCUGCUCACCGAAGAUCCCGAAGCUUUGAAAACUGUGGCUAAAGCCAAAGGCGCAGUGGGCUUGGACUUCGCUCCUGGAGCAGGAAAUGUCCCAGUCGGCAUGGGAGGGCAGGCCGCGUUAGCCGCCGUCCAAGGGCAGCGGAAACCGGUCGAUUUGACAAUUGGGGCAAAUUCCGAGACAUCUACUACAGCAGCUACAAGUACGGUGUUCGCGGCCGUAGCAUUUUGGGCGAAUGGGAAGUUCAAGUUCGUUUGGGAGAAUAGGGGCAUUGAGGCUAGCUCCACAGUGUGCUUGUUGCAGCGUCAUCUUGACGAUAUCUCCGAGCCAUGGAUCAUGGCAAACUCCCUCCAAGACGCGCUUAGUCGCAAGCAGGACGGAUACCCUCGAUGCAACCAACACCCCGCACUGCCUCAGGCGGUCACAAUACCAUCAGACGCCAAAUGCACCAAGUCGCCGGGCUACGAAACACCACAGGGAUUCUCGGAUGUGACUCAGCUGGCAGUAUGGAGCCAGACAUACGGUGCCUUCCUUCCUGCCCGGAUCCUUGGUGUAGCUCACAGACCCUGUCUUGAUCAUCAAGGCGGGCCGCUCCCGGUCGGAUCUGUUCAUGUGGAGCUAGACUACCCCAACGGCACCAACGCUCGCAAGACCCUGACCCCAGACCAGUUUGCAGCGAUCGUGCAAGAGAAGCCACGCACGUGA
Messenger RNA from Symbiodinium sp. CCMP2592, 891 nucleotides. NCBI's taxonomy places the organism in Eukaryota, Dinophyceae, Suessiales, Symbiodiniaceae. The record is from the annotation of a GenBank genome assembly.